Messenger RNA from Thrips palmi, 726 nucleotides. Its product is annotated as gustatory receptor for sugar taste 64f-like. The coding region runs from base 1 to 726 and encodes 241 amino acids. Gene Ontology annotation, molecular function: sweet taste receptor activity. The record is from RefSeq and is a predicted model, not a curated record. Gene Ontology annotation, cellular component: membrane. Lineage: Eukaryota; Metazoa; Arthropoda; Insecta; Thysanoptera; Thripidae. Gene Ontology annotation, biological process: sensory perception of sweet taste; detection of chemical stimulus involved in sensory perception of taste. The transcript has 6 exons.
AUGCGUUGCAUUCAGAUGCUACCCGUGGCAGAGUAUGGACCGUGGAACGCGGCGUUCGUCCCCUUGAUGAACAUUUUCUGCACGGUUGCCUGGAACUUCGGGGAUCUGUUCGUCAUUGUGCUCAGCCUUUCCUUGGUGGAGCGCUUCAGGCAGCUUAACCGCAACCUGCAAGCAGUCGAGAACAAGAAUCUUCCGAAUGUUGUAUGGCGUCAACUGCGGGAAACGUACAACUCGCUAGCCGACUUGACCAGGACACUGGACGAAGCCAUCACCAAAUUUGUCCUCCUGUCCUUCGCCGGAAAUCUUUACUUCAUCUGCAUCCACCUUCUGCAGGGCAUGAGGUUGAUCAUGGACGCCUACCAUUAUGUAUAUUUCUUCUACUCUUUUGGCAUCUUGCUGCUACGUUCUUGCACGGUCCUCCUGUGCUCAUCCGCGAUCCACGACGAGAGCAAGAAGCCACGGAGAGUGCUGCACGCCGUACCCUCUGAGAGUUACUGUUCCGAGGUUCGCCGGUUCCUCGCUCAGGUCAACACGGACCACGUUGCUCUGACCGGAUACAACUUCUUCUACGUGACAAGAUCACUAAUGCUGACGAUGGCGGGGACUAUUGUCACGUAUGAAGUUUUAUUAAUUCAGUUUCAAGGCGUCAGAGGAAGCUCUAGUAGCCCGCCGGCAGCCAAAGAAUUUAACAUAACACAUGCUGAAUCUUAUGUUAUUUAUUCUUGA